Messenger RNA from Closterium sp. NIES-67, 530 nucleotides. NCBI's taxonomy places the organism in Eukaryota, Viridiplantae, Streptophyta, Zygnematophyceae, Desmidiales, Closteriaceae. The record is from the annotation of a GenBank genome assembly.
UGUGGGGAAAGGAACAACACUGAGGGUGCUGUUGGCGAUAGCUGCACUCCUGGGAUGGAAGAUACGGCAGAUGGACAUUGUGACUGCUUUUCUGAAUGGGAUCAUUAUGGAGGAGGUGUACAUGAAGCAGCCAGAGGGGCUGGAUGACGGGAGCGGCAGGGUCACUCCUGUUACCUUCCGCUUACGCCUGCCAGCUACCUGGAAGAUUCACAACGCCUUCCAUGUCCAACUUCUGAAGCCCUAUCGAGACCCUAACACGGUCUUCACCGGACGCCAACCCCUGCCGCUGCCGCUCGUCCUCGUCCAUGAUGAACCCGAGUACGAGGUCGCGUCCAUGCUCGCACACCGCCGUCGUCGGAAUGGCACCGUGGAGCUUCUCAUUCGUUGGAAGGGUUAUGAUCCUUCUGAGGUUACUUGGGUUCCUGAAUCUGAGAUGGGUAACGCCCGUCGUCCUCUUCGCGAAUACCUUGUCAAGCAGGGUGUUACUUCUACCACCCACCUUUGAGGGGGGGAAGUGUGAGCGUACGACC